AUGGAACUGGGAGUGGGACGAGAAGGAAUGUCGGUUAUGUGUGACAUUUUCAAUAUACCACCGCCUUGCCAUCAUAAAGCUUUGGAUAACCAUGUUGCUGCAUUGUAUGAAACCCACGAGAAAGCUGUUGCUGAACAGUUACAGCGGGCCAGCGAUAAAGUCUUUUCACGCCAUAGUUGCAAUGAAUCAGAUGUUGCAGAGAUUGCUGUUAGCUAUGACGGAACGUGGUCCAAAAGAGGGUACACAGCAAAUUUCGGGGCUGGCUUUGUCAUUUCAGUUGAAACCGGUGAGGUACUUGACUAUGACUUUGAAUCAAAGUUAUGUAUGGAAUAUGCAACAGCAAAGAAGGAUCUGGGUGAAGAUUCCAGUGAGUUUGACAUGUGGUUCCGUGGUCACCAAGAACGAUGCGCCCAAAGUCACACCGGUUUCCAUGAACAAGACGAUUUGGGACCGAUCGAGGGAGAGCAAUCUGCAGUACAAUUUUAUGGUUUGUGA
Molecule: messenger RNA, 495 nt
Organism: Paramuricea clavata
Lineage: Eukaryota; Metazoa; Cnidaria; Anthozoa; Malacalcyonacea; Plexauridae
Source: the annotation of a GenBank genome assembly